This is a messenger RNA of Bicyclus anynana (squinting bush brown), 1627 nucleotides long. Its product is annotated as O-glucosyltransferase rumi homolog. The record is from RefSeq and is a predicted model, not a curated record. NCBI's taxonomy places the organism in Eukaryota, Metazoa, Arthropoda, Insecta, Lepidoptera, Nymphalidae. Bases 85 to 1290 code for a protein of 401 amino acids. The transcript is spliced from 6 exons. Gene Ontology annotation, biological process: protein O-linked glycosylation; positive regulation of Notch signaling pathway. Gene Ontology annotation, cellular component: endomembrane system. Gene Ontology annotation, molecular function: UDP-glucosyltransferase activity; UDP-xylosyltransferase activity.
UGUCAAGCAUGGAGUGACUGACAACAGAUUUAUUCUUGUUUACACCGGGAAAAUUAUAAAUUAGGAAUUUAGGAACUUCUAAAGAUGUUUUUGAAUACAAACACAUUACUUUGCAUAUUGAGUGUAUUUGCACUAGUUCAAUCUGGUGAAAAAGAAUCCAUGUGCUCAAGUUCCAUAGGGGAUAAAUGUACAGAAAAUCAUAAUAAAUAUAGCAAAGAAGCUAAUGAUUGGCAUUCAAGAAUCAAAAAUCAAAUUCAGCAAGCCUUAGAUGAGUACAAACCUUGUAUGGCAAAGAACUGUAGUUGUCAUAAAGAUGUCCUGGAAAAGGAUUUGCUACCAUUUAAAGGUGGAAUCACAAAGGAAAUGUUUACACUGGCUCAGUCCAAAGGCACAAAGUACCAGAUAAUUGAUGGCAAAUUGUACCGUCAGAAAGAUUGUCACUUCCCUGCAAGGUGUGCUGGCAUUGAACAUUACAUCAAAUCCUUAUCCCCCAAACUACCUAACAUGGAGCUAGCUAUCAAUACAAGAGACUGGCCACAACUUAACAGAGAAUGGGGCCAUAAGCCAGCACCUGUUUUUUCAUUCAGUAAGACUAAGGAGUAUUAUGAUAUUAUGUAUCCUGCAUGGAGUUUCUGGGAAGGUGGCCCAGCUAUAGCACUCUACCCUACAGGCAUCGGUCGAUGGGAUCAACACAGAUUAUCAAUUUCUUCAGCAGGGGACAAGUGGCCCUGGGACAAAAAGGAAGACAAAGGAUUUUUCAGAGGAUCAAGGACUAAUGAAGAGAGAGAUGCUUUAAUUUUACUGUCCAGAUCAAAUCCUGAUGUUGUAGAUGCAAAAUAUACAAAGAAUCAAGCUUGGAAGUCUGAUGCAGACACCCUCUUUGCAGAUCCAGCUAAAGAAGUAUCUUUUGAAGAUCAUUGUAAAUACAAAUACUUAUUCAACUAUAGAGGAGUUGCAGCGAGUUUUCGGUUAAAGCAUUUAUUUCUAUGCAAGUCCUUAGUGUUCCAUGUUGGUGAAGACUGGUUAGAAUUCUUUUACCCAUCACUAAAACCUUGGAUACAUUAUGUUCCGUUGAGCCCAAAGGCAAGUCAAGAAGAAAUUAUGAAAUACAUUAUGUACUUUAAAGAACAUGAUUCAUUAGCUAAAGAAAUAGCUGAGCGUGGGUUUCAGCACAUAUGGGAUCACCUCACAGAUAAAGAUGUAGAAUGCUAUUGGAGGCAAUUGUUGAAGAAAUAUUCUAAACUUGUGAAAUAUGACAUUGUCAAAGAUUACAAUCUUGAAAAAAUUUAAAUAAUUGAGGUCCUAGGUGUGUUGUUAAAUAAAAAAACAGUUUGGCUAUAAACUAAUAACUUUACUUAGCACAUAUAAAGGAAAAUAAUUUGUUUACAAUUAACACAUUAACUACAACUUGUUGGUCUUACAAAGAUGCACCAUUAAAGCUUUUGGUUCAAUUCGGUUAGAUCACGAAACAAAAACUGGCACAAUUAAUAAAGUUUACAAUCAUUAAAAAACAUCUCCUAUAACAGAAAGAGGACAGAGAUAAUUGAGAAAGAAUUAGACAAUAUUGUACAGAAAGAAUAAUUGCAUUUAUUAGUUAUUUAUUGAGAUGAUUAAAUAAAUACAUGUA